Molecule: messenger RNA, 2590 nt
Organism: Frieseomelitta varia
Lineage: Eukaryota; Metazoa; Arthropoda; Insecta; Hymenoptera; Apidae
Product: zinc finger protein 277
Exons: 9
Coding region: 244-1500 (418 amino acids)
Source: RefSeq, a predicted model, not a curated record
ACUGAACUACAGUGACAUGUGAUUGUAUGAUUUCUUUGACAGAACAAAGUGUUUAUUAAUAAAUAUUGAUGUAUUUUAAUAUUUUUGUGCAAUUAAUAUCAUCAAAAUAGUAAAUUUAUCUAAAACGUAAAGAAACUAUACAUUUACUUUCAAAAAUAUGAUUAUGUAGUAGUCUAAUAAAUAAAAUAAUUGAUAUUUAACCUAUUGCAUAAAAGGAAUUUCUGAAAUAAAUCUGAAUUAGCUAUGAGUUCCAAAGAAAAAUAUAAAAAUUUCCCGUCUACGAACAGUGUUUUUGAUGAAGAUUAUACUGUAUAUAAAUCUCAAUUUGUUGGACUUGAUGAUAAACCUUGUAAUAUAAAAUGUGUUUUGUGUGAUGAAAAAUUUGUGCUUCCUGAAAAGGAGAAAGAAUUGUUGUCUCAUUUAUUCAAAGAACAUCAUCUUAUAAUAGCAGAUGUUUGGAAUAUUGCUAGUUUAAAAAGUUAUAUACAUUACUGGGGUGUUAAAUUUAAUGAAGAACCUUUGACUAAAUUUUGUAGCACAAUGUUAAUGAAUUGUACCCCUUCUGGAGAACCAAGUGAAAAUGAAAAAUAUUAUUUACUUUCUGACUGCAUUUCAGAAGAUAAAACUUUAAGAGUUGAAAUACAUCAAGCAAAACUGGAAUGGGUUUUAUCAGAACAAGCAAGAGAAAGAACAGAUACUAACUUCAAACGUGGUUGUAUGUUUUGUAGAACAGAAUUUUUUGGUUUACGUAUUACCUAUAUAAAGCAUUUAGCCCAAAAGCAUAAUUUAUACCUUGGGAAACCAGACAAUUUGGUAUUCAUAGAUGAAUUUUUAGAUAAAAUUGAAACUUCUAUUGAAAAUUUAAUAUGCAUAUAUUGUGAAAAACUAUUUAAAGAUCGCACAGCUUUAAAGGAGCAUAUGCGUAAAAAACUACACAAAAGGAUAAAUCCCCAUAACAAAGAAUAUGAUAAAUUUUAUAUAAAUAAUUAUCUGGAACCAGGAAAAUCAUGGAGACAUAAACAGAUUACUUGCAAUGAAAAUGAUGUAGUAGGAGAUCAAAGCAGUGAAAAUGAGGAUGAAGAUACAUGGUCAGAUUGGAAUGAUGAGGGCAUAGGAAUAUCGUGCUUAUUCUGUAGUUACAGUAAUAAGCAUUUUCAUCUUGUGCUUGUACAUAUGAAAACAGAACAUGAUUUUGAUUUUAAAAUUGCAUCAAAAGACUUAACAUUUUAUCAAAAAGUAAAAGUAGUUAAUUAUGUUAGAAGACAAAUUUAUUUAAAACAAUGUGUUUUUUGUGGAAUGAAAAUGGAUAAUGUUUUAGAACAUAUGAAGGAACAAAAUCAUUUUAAAAUACCUGUACAAAAAGUAUGGGAUCAACCAGAAUAUUAUUUUCCUAUGCAUGAAAAUGAAUCCUUUUUAUAUAAUUUGGAUGUAAGUAGUACUAGUGAUGAAGAAAGUGAUAUUGAAAAUAUUACAGAGGCAAUGCAUGAAACAUUUAAAUAAUAAAAAGUUCCCAAAAAAUACAAAAAUAUAUAUAUAUCUUGUUAUUAGAAUGAAUUUGUUAGUUGAGUUAUAUCUUAUAUCUUUUGUAUCAAGUACGAUCAUAAAUUAAUUUUGUGAGAUUACUUUCAAAUAGUAAAAAGUUGGCUUUUAGAAGACAAUAAACUCUUUUCAUUAGAUGUAUUCUUCAUUUUUUUCUUUUCUUUUUGUUAAUUUUGCAUAACUUCAGUGGGGAAGUGUCGAUCUAUCUUUAUAGCGAUCUUCAUUGUAAUAAUAUUUAAAAAACUUAUAAAUUACUGUUAAAUUUAAUUAUUAUCUUAAGUAAUUUAAUCAAGAAAAAUUAAAAUUAAUUCAUACAGUUAUGCAAAAUAAAGACAACAGAGAAUUAUCUAACAAAUAUUGUUUAAAUUCUUUCAGAAAUGAUUAUAUCCAAAUUAAAGUAAUAGGUAUUAUAAAUACUAUUGCUUUUCAGAGGGCACGACUAUGUGCAGAGAAAUUAUAUCAACAUUUGUCAUUUAAAUUUUCCACGCCACAAAUUAUAGAAAUGUUUCAAGUAGAAUGGCAUGAAUAUAUUCUUAAAAUGAAAAGAGUAAUAAACUAUGUUUAAUCUAUUUGUUAAAACAUAUUACAAUAUUAAUAAUUAUAUCUAUAUGUCUUUAGCAAAUUGGAGGUGGUAAAAUAUGGUCCUUAACACGAACUGUUGCUGUUUUUAUAAAUAAUAAAUUUCUUGGUAGUGAUGUACAAUUCUUAAAUUAUAUAUGUCAAGAUUAUAUAUUUAGCUUACCUAUUAAUGUAGAAUAUUAUGAAAAUCUUGCUACAGAGUGUUGUAAAAAAUUUAUGGAAAAAUCUAAAGUAAAUUGUCCUCUGUUACGUAAACAAUCUUAUAUAUUAUCAUAUAUGAUAAUCUAAUAGCAUAAAUUAUGCACUAACAUAGUAUUAUUAAAUUUUAGAGAAAAUAUGUGUAUUUCACAUUUUCUAUAGAUGAUUCACCUAUUGGUUCAUUUGUAUUUAUGCUAUAUUCUGAUUUGUUACCAUUAACUUGUCAAUAUUUCUUAAAUCUUUGCUCUGGGUAUGAUGAGAUGCAAAAAUGUUA